CCCGGAUGUGUUACGUCAAAUUAGUGCGCGCUACGUCAUACAAACGCAUGGUCCAACAUUUUUCUGAACGCUGCAGAUUUGAUCAGGAUUUUGAGUGUUUAAUUUUAUAAUCCGCUGGAAUGAAAGUUAAAGUGCUUUGUAGAAACCCGGACGAUUAUGUUCGAGAGACGACUAGAGAUAUACAGCGAGUGCCAAGGAAUUACGACCCGACCCUGCAUCCUUUUGAGGUGCCCAGAGAAUACACCAGGGCCCUAAAUGCCACUAAACUGGAGAGGGUAUUUGCCAAACCCUUUGUAGCUUCACUAGAUGGACACAGAGAUGGCAUCAGCUGCAUCACCAAACACGCCAAAAGCCUGUCAACAAUCAUAUCUGGUGCCUGCGAUGGGGAGGUGAAAGUGUGGAACCUUACUAAGCAGGAGUGUUUGAGGACAGUUCAGGCUCAUGAAGGAUUUGUACGAGGAAUCUGUUCCCGCUUUUGUGGCACUUCCUUUUUCACGGUAGGAGAUGACAAGACCAUCAAACAGUGGAACAUGGAGGCCCCAGGAUAUGGAGUUCGGGAGGAACCAAUUAACACAAUUCUGGGGAAGGCGGUGUUCACUGGCAUUGACCACCACCAGAGGGAGGGCACGUUCGUAACCUGCGGGCAGACGGUGGAUAUCUGGGAUGAACAGAGAAGCAGUCCCAUCCGCUCCUUCAGCUGGGGUGUGGACAGCUUCAGCUGCGUCCGCUACAACCCUGUGGAGACUGAACUUCUCGCCAGCUGCGCAUCAGACAGAAGUAUCGUCUUGUAUGACACCAGAGAAUCUGCACCACUUAGAAAGGUUAUCAUGCAAUUGAGAAGCAAUACGCUUUGUUGGAACCCAAUGGAAGCAUAUUAUUUUACCUGCGCCAAUGAAGACUAUAACCUUUAUACUUACGAUAUAAGGAAUCUGGAUGUUCCUGUAAAUGUGCACAUGGAUCAUGUAUCCGCUGUACUGGAUGUGGAUUAUUCACCUACAGGAAGGGAGUUUGUAUCCGCCAGCUUUGACAAAACGGUCCGAAUCUUUCCAAAAAACCAAAACCACAGCAGGGAGGUGUACCACACCAAACGUAUGCAGCAUGUCAUCUGUGUGAGAUGGUCUGCUGACAACAAAUAUGUCCUGAGCGGCUCUGACGAGAUGAACAUUCGGCUGUGGAAGGCCAACGCGUCGGAGAAACUUGGACUGCUCUCUGCCCGAGAAAAAGCUGCCGCAAACUACAACAAGAAGCUGAUAGAGAAAUUUCAGCACCAUCCGCAGGUGAAACGCAUCGCCCGUCACCGCCACGUGCCCAGAGAUGUCCUGAAGCAGAAGAGAGAGCUGCAGGAAAUGAAGGAAGCCCGGCGCAGGAAGGAACAAAACGUCCGCAAACACAGCAAGCCAGGAUCUGUUCCUCUGCUGACAGAAAAGGAGAAGCAUGUGGUGGCUGUUGUGGAGUAAGAGCUGAUUUAAAGAGGUGCUUUCGGUGGAUGGUUUUCUGUUUCUCCACACGCGGACAUGCUCCAAAAUAUUCCACCCUUUGGCCUCUCUUGUACUUCCAUACUAAGGAUUUUGAGUGUAUACAAGAACUGUUGGCUACACAUGUUUCUAAAGAAUUUUACAUGGACACACUGAGCUCUCUUUAUAAUUGGUUGUAUAUGAACAAUAAAAACAUUUUUAUUUGUGAA
This is a messenger RNA of Onychostoma macrolepis, 1684 nucleotides long. It is a transcript of the gene dcaf13, whose product is annotated as ddb1 and cul4 associated factor 13. The record is from RefSeq and is a predicted model, not a curated record. Gene Ontology annotation, cellular component: small-subunit processome; nucleolus. Bases 120 to 1457 code for a protein of 445 amino acids. Lineage: Eukaryota; Metazoa; Chordata; Actinopteri; Cypriniformes; Cyprinidae. The transcript is spliced from 11 exons. Gene Ontology annotation, biological process: maturation of SSU-rRNA from tricistronic rRNA transcript (SSU-rRNA, 5.8S rRNA, LSU-rRNA). Gene Ontology annotation, molecular function: protein binding.